This is a messenger RNA of Aedes albopictus (Asian tiger mosquito), 5575 nucleotides long. RefSeq lists its product as uncharacterized. The record is from RefSeq and is a predicted model, not a curated record. The transcript is spliced from 2 exons. NCBI's taxonomy places the organism in Eukaryota, Metazoa, Arthropoda, Insecta, Diptera, Culicidae. The coding region runs from base 446 to 1102 and encodes 218 amino acids.
UUUUUUUACUUUACAUUGUGCUAAACAGUCGAUAAUGAAUAAAUAAUUAAUAGUUUAGCACUUAAGAGGGCUGUUGUUGGUGUAGCACCAAAAAAAACUGUACUAUUACUAUAGUUAUUACAUCACUUCCAUCAGUAGAGAACUUUGUAUUUGAUCAGCAAAGUACUAGUAAACGAUGCGAAUAAAUAGAUAAACUUUGAGUGUUCACUUCGGUAGACGUAACAAACGUAUCGUUAUCGUUAGAUGAAAACAAACAGACGAUCGUAUCGUAUCGCAGAGCAACUCACAAAACAUUGAAAACAUUGAACUGAUUUAAAAACAUUUCUAAUGCAUGAUGGUCAGAUAGUGGUACGACAAAAAUAGAUUUAAUUGGACAAAAUUUGUUGAGGAUAGUUAAGAAAGUAAACAAGCUGAAAAUAAUACCACAUUUUCCGCUCCGUUAAGCAUGAAAAGAAACAUUUUGUGUUUUCUGACCUACCCCUUUCAUAACAACAACCAUUCCACGUUAGAGAUGCAAGUUCACCUGCUGCUCAUCAUUAUCAAUCUGGUACAGUUCAGUCCCACGUCGGUUGCCGCCCGAAAUAAACGACCAAUCAUCGUGCACCGCGUCGACUGCAUCGGUCAACCCUACCCCUACACCCGGUAUGUCCGCUGCGGAAUCCGAACCCAACGGAAUCAAUCCCAGCAGCUGAUCGGGGAGCUGAUUCUUGAUGAACCGGUCCGAACCCUGAUCGGGUCAUUCCAAAUCUACACCAAGCACCAAUUUACGCAAACCCUGCUCUACGGAACCGAAAUGAACAUGUGUCACUACCUGGAUCAGGAUCGGCACUCCGGAGUGAUGGAACGGAACAUCGUGGCGGACAUGGUGCUGGAAAAAACCAAAGUGGUUUUCCCGCAGCUGAUUCACCCCUGUCCGUUCGAGGGCUUGCUGAAUUUGACCGGGACGGAGGUUCGCCUUGAUCUGGUACCGCCGUACGUCCUACCGGGGACGUACAUUAUAGAGGCACUAAUGCGGGACGCUGCCAACCGGACGGUGGUCCACGCCCGGGUGGUGUUUUCUCUGAUUGGGAAAAGUUUGCUCGGGCAGCUGAAGGAAAAUUAGCAUUUGUGUGGAAAUACAACCUAAUGAGAUGAGGCACAAGUGGGAUUUUUGUUUGGCUGAGUGAGGCGCUUGAUUGUCUUCUCCAUCGCCGUCGGAAUGUUGCGAAACACGUGGUUGAACUUUUCCGGGUCAGUGUGCUGCCAGUGAGUCGAAAUCUAUUUUUAAUGUUCUUUUCUGUGGGUAGCGCAAGUUGAAAUUUGCAUGACGGCGGGCUUUUUGCAAAUUGAUGUGUGGGUAUGUACUUCCCGGGAUUAAGCAACAGCUGCGUGAGUUUUGCAGAGCACCAAAAGCAAAAAUAUGUUUUUGCUUAGUUCUUUGAGUGUUGAACUUUAAAGGUGGCGUAUUCCAAUCUUUUUGAUGCCCAAAAAUGAGAAAAAUAGUAUGCGAAGGCGCAUAAUUAGUUACCGGAAUUAUUCUUAAGAUUAAAUUCCAUGUGUUGCUUAACCUGCUGCCCUUGAACUACAACAUGAAUAUGGCCUGCAUUCAAUGCUAUCAUGGUAAAAUCAAAGCAGGUAACUCAAGGUUUCCAAAUUUCACCACCCCUAUACUGGUACGCCCCCGUAACUCGCGUGGUUGGUCACCACCGUCAGCAUCACGCUAAUGUUGAGUACAAAAAGCGAGUUUUUUAACGUGGUGAAAAUACAACAGCGCGAUCACUCAAGGGUUAACAAUUAGUUCCGUAAAAAUCAAUACAUUAAAAUUUCGAGAUAAUUUGUAAUUAUCACGGAGAGGACAUUCUUACUGGAAUUCCUUUUAAGAGUUUGGCGAAAAUUCUACUUAAUGUUUCUUGAAAAAAGUGGAUUUCCUAUAAUGAUUUAAGCAGGAUUUCACGUACAGAUUCCUCUUAAUAUUCCUUCAGAAUGCAUCUAUGUCCAUUAAUUUCUUUGGGAGCUCCUCCAGAGAUUAUUUCAGAAAUUCCCCAGGAAUUUUCCUUGGGACUUUUUCAGGAGUUUCUCAAGGAAUUAUUCAAAAAAAAAAUCAUGAAACUGGUUUACGGGUGUCCUCAGAAAUGCCUUUCGAAAUAUCUGCUGGGAUUCCCAUCGAAAAUUCCAUCAAGAAAAAUUUCUUGUAAGUUUGUGCUUGUAUUCCUUUAUGUUUUUCAAAAUGUUUCCAAAAUGUUUCCAAGAGCAAAAUUUCUCAAAAAAAGGUAAUUUUCUUCUCAAAAAAAGGUAUUUUUUUCCAGGAAAUUCUCCCGAAAAUAAUUCUCUAAAUCCUCCAGUAACUUUUUUCAAAACGAUGCAAUUACAGGAGAACUGUUUGCACAGAGAUUCGAAGGUUCUUUUAGAAAAUCUUCUCAGGUUUUCCUUUUGAAAAUCUGAUUUUUUUCCGGGAACUUUCCAGAAAUUAUAGCUAGAAUUUCUCCAGAGGUUCCUUCAGGUAUAACUUCAUGUAUUCAGGCAUUUAUUUGGAAAUUCCUUUAAAAUUUCUUAAGAAAUUUUACUGGACGUUUGUCUAUGUGUUUCUUCAACCUUAAGGCAUUGCUUUAAAUAUUCAUAAUCAGGAUAUUUUACAUUUUUUUCAAAGAUUCUCCUAACAAUCGCUGCUGAACUUACUGUUUUUAAGUUUUUUUUUAAGAAUACCUACAGAGCAUUUUCCGGUUCCAGUUAUUAUUUUAAAGACAUGGAAUCUUGAAAAAAAAAACCUUUUUUAUUUUCUUCAGUAGUUCUUAUAAAAAUCCUCCAGGAUAUCCCUUCAGAAAUUGCAUAAGAUUUUUUUUUAGAUUUUAAAGAGGUAUCUCCAGAAGUUCUUAGAAGGAGUACAGCAGAAAAUCCUUCAGGGAUUCUUCAGUAAUAUAUGUAUAAGGGGUUUCUUCAAAAAAUCUCACUGAUACUUUUGUCUGCAAUUUCCACAGGCAUUUUUGAAGAGACCCCUUAAGAAUUUUCGUCGCGGAUUAUAUAGGAAUCCCCCCAGAAAUUUCUCUAGUAUUUUUGCUUGGAAUUAUGAUGUUUCAGUGUUCCUCCAGAAGUCUCUCAAGAUUUUUUUAAAGAAGGUAUCCUAAGGUAUUCUCCAAAAUAUCCUAAGCAUUUAUGCAGGAAUUUUUCAAGAGAUAAAUAGGGUCUGGGGCCAUUUGGGCAGGAGCACCUAUUUUGGGCACUUGCUGCUAUAACUCAGUCAAUUUCACAUGGCUAGAUACAGUGCGUAACUGAUCGUGUCUCAAAAAUCAAGUCAUUCAGUUCGAAAUUGACUAAAUUAUAGCAUGUGCCCGAAAUAGAUGCUCCUGCCCAAAUGGUCCUAGACCCUACAGCAAUUGCUGCAGAAAUUGUUGUUCAAGAAUUUCUCAAAAAAAAUACAAAAUUUCUUCCCGAAAGUUCCAGAAGUACCUCGAGGAGAUUUUUUUAAGAUUUAUUGAAACAAUCCUCCAGAAAUUUCUUAGAAAUUCCCUCAGCGAUUUCUUAAUUGUUUCUUCAGUAACAUUUGUACAAUUCCUGAAAGAAUUUCUAAAAAAUCCGAGAAAGACUAUCUCAACAAAUUCUGUAUGAAUCUCUAAGGACAUUCCUGAUUACCGAUGGGACUGCAAGAGCAACUUCUAAAAAUUUUUUUUAGAAAUUUCUGCAAGAAUCACUGAAGGAAUUGCUCAAAGAAUUUACGAAAACACCCUGGUAAGAAUUUUCAAAGCAAUCCCUGAAGGAUUUGGAAUUAAAUUUUUGUAAAUUAUUGAUGAUGAUGAUGAUGAUGAUUGUGUACCCACCAUCAGCGCAAGGAUUACCUAUGGCUGCAGAGUCAUACCGGAACGGAAUGAUCUACCUGAUGGUUUGUUGUAGCAGGGUAAGCUAAAUUCACUGGAGACCUUCGGAAAACAACAUGAUAGUUGUUAUCUCGUGACAAAGUCUGGCCACCCCACGAACAUUUGCCCGGAAACCAGUUCAUUUAACUUCCUUAUUCUACCCCUCCGAAAUCCCCAUAUAUGUCAUGUUCAAAUAUAAAAAGUAAUAAUAAGGAACGAACUCACCGGGUAAUCCUGACCAGCUAGUUUUCUAUGUUUGGCUUUGGGCUCAGCAUGCAAACGGUCCAACCAUAUUAAAUGUGCACUCGUUCACACCACUCGCUGAUUCUUCGAUCGUCCAUUGAAGAAUCCGAAAAAAAUACAUAAGCGAGAAUACCCGACGCACUGAAAAACAAUCUCUUGGAUACUAGCAUUUCCGAACUCGGAAUAACGACGAACACGAGCACCACGAUGCGGGCAAUGUGGUCUCUUGCCACCGAGCCAUCGUCGAUCGUUUACACAAAGUGCGAACAAAAAACACAAAGAAAAAUACGAAAACGCGGGAACGACGAAAUGCGGCAUGUUUCAGCCUCCGCGCUCUGCUUGUCACUGAUUAAAUUUUUGUAAAUUAUUUUGAAAAAAAAAAAAAUCCAUUGAAGAACUUUUUAAGAAAUCUCUAAAAUCUUAAUGAUGAAAUUUCUAAAGGAAACUUUGAAUGAAUUUCAGAGAAAUUUUUCAGAAGAACCCUUGUAUAAAUCUUAGAAAGCAAUUUUGACUGAAUCUCUGCAAGUAUAUCAGAACACAUACCAGGGAAAUUCUUGAAGGAACCCUAGGAGGAAUUCCUUUUGAAUUUUCUGAAGAAACUUCCCGGGAAACCCUUGGUGAAGUUCCUAGUAAAAAAUUGCAAGGGAUUCCUUGAGAUUUUUUUGUUUUUUUUUUCGUAAAUUUUAACUACAGUUGAUUUUUAACCCGGGAGCGAUCGCAUCGUGUACUGAUUACACGCACCAUGAAAAAUGCACGCUUGUGGUACACAGCGUGAGCGCGGCACCGCUGCUGGUAGUCAAAGACGCGACUGCUCGAGGGCUAACAUCCUAGACAAAUCCUUGAAUAUGGAAAUCCUGGAGGAUUUUCCGAAAGUAUUCUUGAAGAAAUCUGUGGGCGAAUUCCUGAAAAAAAAAUCCUGUAGGAAUACCUGGUGAAGCGCAUAGAUAAACGUCUGCAAAGUUCCCAAAACAUGUUUGAGAUAUUUAUAAAAUAAUUUCCAAAGAAAUUCCUUAGAAAUGUUUAAAAGAAAUGUCUCUAAGUAUCCGUGGAGAAAUUAUUGGAGUUAUCCUCAGAGGAAAUUCCGGAUGUUAAGGAAAUCUCGAAGAAAUCUUUCUUGAGGGAUAUUGUAAAAAGAUUUUUUAAAGGAAUCCCUGUGGCAGUUUCUUAAAAAUCCAUGUGAGAAUUUCUGGCAAAAUUUCUGCGGAAAUUACUGAGUAAAUCCUUGGUACUGAAAUAUUCUCGAGAAAUAUUUAUAUAGGAUUCCUGGGAAAGAAUAUCUAAAGAAAACCUUGGAGGAAUUACUAAAAGUAUUUCUAAAAGAUUUGACAGGAAAAUUCCUUUAAUAAUUCCCGAAGAAAUCUCUACUAGUAAGCCUGUGGAAAUCUCUAAAGGAAUCCUUCAAACAACAUUUGAAAAAAAUCAGGAGUAAUUCGAGGAAUAUAUCUGAAAAAAAACAUAGGAAGAUUUUCUAAAUCAAUUCCUGAAGAACCUCUUUGAGGAAACCC